AUGGUCGGCGACCUGCCUACCACGGUGUUGACGGGUAACGGGGAAUCAGGGUUCGAUUCCGGAGAGGGAGCCUGCGAAACGGCUACCACCUCCAAGGAGGGCAGCAGGCGCGCAACUUACCCAAUCCCGACACGGGGAGGUAGUGACGAAAAAUAA
Molecule: messenger RNA, 156 nt
Organism: Lottia gigantea (owl limpet)
Lineage: Eukaryota; Metazoa; Mollusca; Gastropoda; Lottiidae
Exons: 1
Coding region: 1-156 (51 amino acids)
Source: RefSeq, a predicted model, not a curated record